AUGUUGCGAGGAUCAGAGGUGCGCGAGUGGAUGUUUACUGGAACUUGUGGACGGAAGGAAAUGAUUGUAUGUUGUCUGUUUCCCAAGCCAAGGUCUGAACCAACACUGGUCAGACAACCCCGGUUGUUAUCAAUUGGAAAGGUGACCCAAAGUUGAGUGCGGAUCAAGAACAUGGCGGACGCUGUCAACAAUGUCGUAAAAUCCGGGGCACAGAUUUAUUGUUUGACGAUGGGUUAAAAUUUCAUCCUGAUGAGUGAGUUUGCAGUCCCGCCGGCGACCUGUGGUGUCUUGUGCCAACACCCCGGCUGCUGGUUGGCUCACAAACAUGCGCACCGCCCGCAACCGCCUCGUUCACUCAGCCCGUUGACCGGCUCCCAGCAGUCUUCAGGAGGAGGCAGCCUGCCCACACAGAAUGUGGUAAACCUGCUUGGCGACUACGGCUUCGACAAGCGGGACCAGUUUAACCUGGACACGGGACAGCCACUGGCAGACAGGCUGGUCGCUGGGUCGCUGUCAGGGGCGAUGUCUCCACAGCGACAACGCCCAAGCGGGAAGAACUGGAGCGGGUACAUGGGUCCCCACGUCAGCCCCAUGAUGAGCUCUGCGCAGUUCCUCCGCAAGUCAGCAGAGGGCGCAACAUCCAGAAACACUUCAACUUCCAUCCCAGUCAGACCUGCACAGAAGGUGGAAGUGCAUGAAGUUGUAGACCUCACCGACAGAAGCAAGGCCGUGAACAACCUGCUGGGCGGCAGCUUCCUGGAGUACAUCUGGUUCCCGCGCCCUCACAGGCGGCGCCACAGGACCACGCCCCAGGCAGGGUCAGUGAGCAAGUCAGGAGUGGUGAGAGCUAAAGACAUCACCAAGGAGCUUCUGCCACACAACUUUUACAAAAGGAAAACGAAAAAGAAGAAGCGAUCAUCUAAAAACAAGUCGGGCGUGCCGACGGGAGGACAGCCCUACACGUCCAACCGCCUCAGUCCCAGGCAUGAGGGAUUGAAAGGCAUCUCACAAGAAACACUGAUCCAGCUGCUACAGAAUGCACAGAGUGACCCAAACCUGCAGAAGCUACUAGAGAAGAUGCUACCGGGGCUGAAGGAGGCUAUACAGGAGGUUGCUAGGUCCCCGUCUCCGCCCCGGCAACAGAGCUCCAUCCUCAACCACAGGAAAAUGAGGCUACUUGAUGCCCGAGAGAAGUCCCUUCCCCCCAUGCCCCCUCGGACGUUGGGGACGGCAGGGCCCUGGAGACUGGACCCCCUGGGGGACAGGGCAGCCCCAGGGACAGGGGAGCCUCACCCCCACCCCCAGACCAGCAGGGAGGAUGUGGAGCCCACAUCGCUACAGGCCCAGCUGGAGAGGAAGUAUCAGAAAAUCUACGGAGACAAAAGGACAUCCCAUCCCUCCCCCACACAAGCAGCGAUGAACCAUCCCCACAUGACGUCCGUGACCCCAGCGUACACCGCGCCGUGGGAGGAGCCGUCACCAACCAUGGCCAGACCUUUCCACUACAAGAAUGUGCCAUUUGACGUGGUCAUGGCACCCGUGCAGCGCCCCCCUGCAGCAGAACAGGACCAGUGGGAUGAAGCCACGAUGGAGUCGGAGCUGGCCUCCACCAUCCACGUUACCAUGCCAACCCUGUCCUCACCCUCACCUGAUGACUUCUUCAGUGACCAAGUCAUGUUACAGGAGCGGCGACAUUCCCGCGCUUCCAUGAGCUCCUUACAGACGUCAGGUACCUGGCCCGGGAAGUCCUUCCAGGCCGAGGACACGGCUCGGUCGAACCGCAGUGGCGCCGAGUCCCCGUCCCACCCGGGCGGCACCCCCGAUCACUCCACCGCACCCACGCCAACCCAGCUGACUGCCGAACCGACUCUCGACACCAUCCACGAAUCAAUCUCUCAAGAGGACCCCUCCUCGCCCGUCCGAAAACCGUUUCCCCCCGCCGUGAAACCCGGCUCCCCAACCAGAAGAAAACCAGGCUCGCCCAUACGCCGGAUACCAGGCUCACCCACGAGGAGAAAACCUGGGUCACCAUUACCAAGGAAACCGCCGUCACCGAUCCCGCAAAAGCAGAUCCUCACGCCGCCUCCACCAGCCUCCUCACCGGAGCCAUGGCCCAGUAUGGAGUCAGACACAGAAAUGUCUGGAUGGUCACCAGGCGGGGCCUUCCAUCCAGGCCAGGACAACGUGGGGACACCACAUUCACCACAGGUUGUGUCAGCGAUGAAGGCUGCCCGGGCCCAGGAGGAAGAGUCGUCCCCAGCGCCUCCCCCUCCCUCCCCAGAACCCGUCCCCACCCCCACCCCCGUGUCUCACAAACUCCUGCCCCUGGAGACACUAGAGGAGGAUGAGGAAGAUGAAUCCGGUCCUGAGAGUAACAGAAAGGAUCCAUCAGAACCUCCCUCAGCAGAUCGCAAGGAAACAUCGGGACAGGAACCUAUCAUGGAAAUCCCCUUUGGUACUGAGGACACAGUACCACUAGAAAAAGGAGAAACACAGACUGUUGAUGGUGCAGAACCUGAAGCUGUGAAAACACUUGUUGAGCAACAGGACGACAGAGAAACGGCUGCUGAGAAAAGUGGACAGACAAUCCCUGAAGUUUCUGACAGCUCACAGCCUGCUCAGAACGGGGAAGAGACCAUUACUGCGAGAGGGGUUCCUGUUGGUGGUGAUGAUUCCCAGGAAAAAAAGGAGGAGGAGGAAGAUACUGAAGCUGCUAAACCUGUGGAAAUUUCAGGAAGUAAUGAGGAAGGCACUGGACAGAGGGGGGUUCCAGAGGGGGCAGAGGAGGAGGACCAAGGGAUGGGCAGUCAGGACAACGACAAGGCAGCUGCUCCAGAGGAGGAAGGGGUUAAUGAGGGUGGGGAGGGGGAAGAAGGAGGAGGAUCCACAAGUGUGUAUGUAGUAGAGGCAGAACUAGCCAAGCUGGCAGUGGAGGAGGAUGGUGCUGAGUCUAAUGUAGCAGCUCCUUAAUGUCCAAGCAGAUAUUCAGAAGGAAGAUUGUAAAGUUUUCUGUAUGCUCCAAUUUAUCUGACAUGCAGCCCUCUGAUUGCACUGAAUGACUGGCAAUCAGAAGAUGAUGUCCUAUCAGAAUAGAAGAUUAGCAACUAUGCAGUUACAGUGACUGACAAAACAGGGUCUUACUCUAGGGUAUACCGAUAAAGUUCAGUCCACAUCAUAUACAUGACAGUCUCUUGUAAACAGAGCUUCUUAACCAAAGCAACAAUGCAAGUGUGUAUGAUGCAUAUUGCCUUGCCACUACCAACUACAUGACAUGGUAUGCCUUUCAUCGUAAAUGCCACAGUGUCUUUUAACUUAAAGAUUUCUUUGAAAAGUGAAAACUUCAACUGGGAUGGACCAACAUCUUGUUUAUGCUGCUAUCAUUUAAAUGCUUCAGAAUUGUUCAUGUUAUUAGCAAAAUAGUUUAACUACUGCAGUUAACUCGUUUGCUAUACUUCAUGAAAUCUCUCAGUACAACUGACAGGGAGCAUGAAAAAGAAGACCAUCACUUGUAUACCAUAUUAUUCUUUGUUUUUGGAAACCCAUUGUUUAGUAUUGACUUUUUAGAAGUGAUUUGGACAAAUAUCUAAGUUCAGUGAAUGCAGUAAUCUAAUACAUAAGAUAUAUACAUCUAAGUGAAUGCAUCAUCGCAUGGCUGGUAAAUGUACAGAGUAUAACUUACUGUACGACAAAAUGCUGCUACAUGUAUAUUUCCAUAUUUUCAGAUGGUGAAAGUUUUAAGUGAUGAGUGUAAGCAUUAUGCUCUAUACUAUCAAUCUGUCUCUGCUGUAUCUAUAUGAAUUACAUGGUAUCAUUCUCCAAAGAAUCAACAAAAUUUUACUGUUAUUAUAUAUAAUACAUUUUAUUAUAUAUAAUAACAGUACAUGUACUUGUUUAAGUUUUUAAGUGAUUUUACAAUACAAACUUCAUGUAU
Messenger RNA from Branchiostoma floridae (Florida lancelet), 3931 nucleotides. RefSeq names its product cell surface glycoprotein 1-like. The coding region runs from base 250 to 2970 and encodes 906 amino acids. The record is from RefSeq and is a predicted model, not a curated record. The transcript has 16 exons. Lineage: Eukaryota; Metazoa; Chordata; Leptocardii; Amphioxiformes; Branchiostomatidae.